CUGUCAUCAUGGCUCUGGCCGUGCUGCGCCUCCUGGACCCCUUCCCGGCCGAGACUCCCCCGCUGGCGGUGCUGGUGCCGCCGGGGGGCCCGUGGCCGGCGGCGGGGCCGGGCCUGGUGCUGGCCCUGCGGCCCGCGGGGGAGAGCCCGGCCGGCCCGGCGCUGCUCGUGGCGGCCGUGGAGGGCCCGGGCGCGGGGCCCGCGGAGCAGCGCCCCGGGCCGCCGCCGCUGCUGGUCAGCCGCGCGCUGCUCCGGCUCCUGGCCCUGGGCUCCGGGACGUGGGUGCGGGCGCGGCCCGUGCGCCGGCCGCCCGCGCUCAGCUGGGCGCUGCUGGGCACGGGGCCGGGCCCCGCGCUCGCGCCGCGGGUCGGGCCGCUGCUGGUGCGGCGCGGAGAGACGCUGCCGGCGGCCGGCCCGCGGGUGCUGGAGACGCGGCCGGCGCUGCAAGGGCUGCUGGGGCCAGGGACGCGGCUGGCCGUGACCGAGCUCCGGGGCCGGGCCAAGCCGGGCCCCGAGACGGGGGACGUCGGCCGGCCCCCGCCUCCGCCGCUGGUGUCCUCCUUCGCGGCUUGCCCCACCGCCCGGCGGCUUCGGGGCGUGCUGGGAGGGACGGGCGAGUCCCUGGGCGUGAGCCGGCGCUGUCUCCGGAACCUCGGCCUCUUCCAGGGGGAGUGGGUGUGGGUGACCCGGGCUGGGGAGGCGGCCAGCACUGGCCAGCCGCACCUGGCCACGGUGCAGGCGAUCGAGCCUCCCUGGGACCUCGCCGGGAGACUGGGCCCCGGCGCUGGGCAGCUGGAGGAGCCCCUCGCCGACGAACUGGCCUUCUUGCCUGCCACUCUGGUUUUUAAUCUUGGCUGUGAUCCCUUGGAAGUGGGAGAGCUCAGAAUUCAGAGGUUCUCGGAAAGCAGCAGCACCCCUGAAGACCAGAGAAGCUGCUCCAUGCUGUCUGGGCCACCGUUUGCUAAAGAGCUGCACGUCGAGAUCGUGUCCUCUCCCCAUUACAGCACUAGCGGGAACUAUGACCGUGUUCUCUACCGGCACUUUCAGACGCCCAGGGCAGUCCAGGAAGGAGAUGUUCUGUGUGUGUCAACAGUUGGGCAAGCAGAGACCCUGGAAGGAAGCCCAGAGCAGCUGCCCAGGUGGUGGGACGUGUAUUUUAAAGUGAAAAAAACAGUUGGAGAAGCUGUGUCUGGGCCAGCCAGUGCCUACUUGGCCGACACCACCCACACCUCCUUGUACCUGGUGGGCUCCACUCUCAGUUCUGUGCCUUCGGCCCCGGCCACUCUCUGGCACAGCCUGUCUCCACCGGGCCUGGAGGCCCUGGUGACCGAGCUCUGUGCUGCCCUGAAGCCUCGCCUCCACCCGGGGGGGGCACUGCUGACAGGAGUGGGCGCUGUCCUCCUGCGGGGCCCCCCGGGCAGCGGGAAGAGCACAGCCGUGGCUGCCGCCUGCAGCCGUCUGGGACUGCAUCUGCUGAAGGUGCCCUGUUCCAGCCUCUGUGCAGACAGCAGCGGAGCGGCGGAGACCAAGCUGCAGGCCGCCUUCUCCCGGGCCCGGGGCUGCCGGCCGGUGGUUCUGCUGCUGACAGCUGCACACCUGCUGGGCCGGGACCGCGACGGGCUGGGUGAGGAUGCCCGCGUGGUGGCCACGCUGCGCCGGCUGCUCCUGGACGAGGACCCCCAGAGCAGUGGGCCUCCCCUCAUGGUGGUGGCGGCCACCAGCCGGGCCCAGGACAUGCCCGCCGAUGUGCUCACGGCCUUCCCCCACGAGCUGGAGGUGCCCGUGCUCAGCGAGGCGCAGCGGCUCAGUGUCCUGCGCGCUCUCACGGCCCACCUGCCCCUCGGCCAGGAGGUGAGCCUGGCACAGCUGGCACGGCGCUGUGCGGGCUUUGUGGUGGGAGAUCUCCAGGCUCUCGUGGCCCACAGCAGCCGGGCAGCCUGCAGCAGGAUCAGGCACGCAGGCGAAGAGGAGGAGGCGUCGCUGUGUGCCGCCGGCUUCCCCCUCCUGGCCGAGGACUUCGGGCAGGCCCUGGAGCAGCUGCAGGCCGCUCACUCCCGCGCCGUGGGAGCCCCCAAGAUCCCCUCCGUGUCCUGGCACGACGUGGGCGGGCUGCAGGAGGUGAAGCGGGAGAUCCUAGAGACCAUCCAGCUGCCCCUGGAGCACCCCGAGCUGCUGACCCUGGGGCUGAGGCGCUCGGGCCUUCUGCUGCACGGGCCCCCGGGCACCGGCAAGACCCUCCUGGCCAAGGCCGUGGCCACCGAGUGCAGCCUCACCUUCCUCAGCGUGAAGGGGCCUGAGCUCAUCAACAUGUACGUGGGCCAGAGCGAGGAGAACGUGCGGGAAGUAUUUGCCAGGGCCAGGGCCGCGGCUCCCUGUAUCAUCUUCUUCGAUGAACUGGACUCCUUGGCCCCAAGCCGGGGCCGAAGUGGCGAUUCUGGAGGCGUGAUGGACAGGGUGGUGUCCCAGCUCCUGGCUGAGCUGGACGGGCUCCACAGCUCCCGGGAUGUGUUCGUGAUCGGAGCCACCAACCGACCGGACCUCCUGGACCCCGCCCUCCUGCGGCCUGGCCGAUUCGACAAGCUGGUUUUUGUGGGGGUCAGCGAGGACCGUGCCUCCCAGCUGCGGGUGCUGAGUGCCAUCACGCGCAAGUUCAAGCUGGAGCCGGCUGUGAGCCUGGUGCACGUGCUGGACCGCUGCCCACCCCAGCUGACCGGCGCUGACCUCUACUCCCUCUGCUCAGAUGCCAUGACCACAGCCCUCAAACGCAGGGUUCGGGAGCUGGAGGAGGGGCUGGAGAGCGGGAACUCAGCGCUGCAGCUCACCAUGGACGAUCUGCUGCAGGCCGCCGCCCGGCUGCAGCCCUCGGUCAGCGAGCAAGACAUGCUGCGCUACAAACGCAUCCAGCGCAAGUUUGCGGCCUGACUCAGCCCUGCGGCCGGCCGCGCUUCUGGGACUCAGUUGUGUGAGGCCUGGCUUCCCACGCCUCACGGAGCAUCCGCUUCAUGAGUCCAGUUCCUGAGCACUCUCGGGGACUUGGAGAAGCAAGGGCUCUUCCCCAAGCCACCGGAAGACCCCCAGGAGUCCCCCCUGCCGUCUGCCUGCUCCCCUCCCAGGACAGCCCAAGACAGAAGCCCAUCUGCUCAGAAGGAAGAUGGGGCUUGGGGUGCUGGGGAUGGGAGGGACCCCAGCGAGUCUCCAACUGUGGC
Messenger RNA from Sorex fumeus (smoky shrew), 3205 nucleotides. It is a transcript of the gene PEX6, whose product is annotated as peroxisomal biogenesis factor 6. Gene Ontology annotation, biological process: protein import into peroxisome matrix. The coding region runs from base 9 to 2921 and encodes 970 amino acids. Lineage: Eukaryota; Metazoa; Chordata; Mammalia; Eulipotyphla; Soricidae. Gene Ontology annotation, cellular component: peroxisomal membrane; cytosol. Gene Ontology annotation, molecular function: ATP binding; ATP hydrolysis activity. The record is from RefSeq and is a predicted model, not a curated record. The transcript is spliced from 17 exons.